This is a messenger RNA of Trifolium pratense (red clover), 1900 nucleotides long. Its product is annotated as rRNA 2'-O-methyltransferase fibrillarin 1-like. Gene Ontology annotation, molecular function: RNA binding; rRNA methyltransferase activity; histone H2AQ104 methyltransferase activity. Bases 23 to 463 code for a protein of 146 amino acids. Gene Ontology annotation, biological process: box C/D sno(s)RNA 3'-end processing; rRNA methylation. Gene Ontology annotation, cellular component: Cajal body; nucleolus; small-subunit processome. The transcript is spliced from 5 exons. The record is from RefSeq and is a predicted model, not a curated record. NCBI's taxonomy places the organism in Eukaryota, Viridiplantae, Streptophyta, Magnoliopsida, Fabales, Fabaceae.
UCAGGAUGAGGAUGGGAGUACGAUGGAAUACAGAAAAUGGGAUCCGUUCAAAUCAAGAUUUGCUGCGGCUAUACUAUCUGGUGCACAAGACAUAUCGAUCAAACUUGGUUCACGUGUACUCGUGCUGAACUCACGAGAUGAUGCACUCUCCGGAAUGACUAUUUCACAUAUAUCAGAUAUUGUUGGCCCUCAAGGCAUGGUCUACGUAGUAGAGGAAGCGAGUCGCUCUCUUCUAACAAUGGCAAGUAAAAGGUUUAACAUAGUACCAAUUGUUUAUGGUGAGAUUCCACGCAAAUACCGCAUGCUCAUCAAUGUUGUCGAUGUGUUGUUUGCUGCACUUGAUUCUCCCAAAGAGGUCCGAGAGGCAUUUUUGAAUGCUGCCUAUUUUCUCAAAACCGGGGGAAAGUAUUUAGUUUAUGUCCAGGGAAAUUGCAAUGAACCGUCACACUGUUACUUUGAGUAAGCCUACUGACCAAUCACAUAUGAAAUGACAGCAGCAAGCUGCAGCAUGACUGCUAAUUGGCUACUGCAUUAGAAGUGAGUUUUCAGUUACAUAAUGAAAAGUCUUCAGAUUAUUAUCAAGGCAUUUGGUAAUUAAUCAGGAUUUACCAAAUUAGCAUAUACUAAACUUCUCUCUAACAACAAUCUAAAAGAUCUUAGAACUUUCUAGAUUACACUAAUACAAAACUGUUUAAAAAAAAACAACACUAAUACACAAAAAUUUCAGAGUCGGUGCAGAAACAGAACUAAUCACAAAAAUAAAUCUCAUAAAAUUGUUCGUAGUAUUGUGAAAUGUAGAUCAAUAGAGUGAUCUAGUGAAUCCUCAAAUGCUCACAGUGGAGCGAGCAGCUUGAUUGGAAAAAUCUAGGUGAGCUUACUGACCACAAACACACAUAAAGGAGCAACCAUGCAGUUGCAGUGUGAAUGGCUAAUUAGUCACCAUAAACUAUCUAAAACAAUAAAAAACUUCAAUUAUCAAUUUACCAUGUGUGUUGGUUAAAAUCCCGAUUUGAAUCAUAAAAUCCCAAGAUUUUGCAAUUAUUUAUUGCCCUCAGCGAUUAAGAGUAUGCACAUAAUCCAAUUUUGGCGGAAUCGGGUGGAUACACCCCUAUUAUGCUUAUGAAUGAAUUUAAAUUUACAUAAGCAUUUCAAAUAUGAUUUACACAAGUAUUUCUAGUGAUUCAAUUUUAAGGUUUUUUAUGCCUUACUAAUGCUAAUCUAUAUGCAUAUAUUAUGAUUCCAAGAUUUACGAUUUUACUUCCUUCUCGAUUUUGCGAAAAACCUCAAUUUUAACUACCUUGACCAUAUAAUAUAAAUUGCAUUAAAUUAACCAUAAAAAAUGUAACCGCUCUAACAGCGAUGUAACAGAUCAUAGGACUUACCAGAUUACAUUACAUGAAAAUACAAAAAACACAGAAUUGCAUGCAGAAACAGAACUAAUCAUAAUAAUGAAUUUCAUAAAACUGAUCCUAAUGUAGUGAAAUGCAGUUCAAUAGAGUGGAAAAAGGCUCGUCGACUACUCAUUAUAUUUUUAUCGGUGUUUUUUCUCACUAAUUAACUGCUCUGACAGAUCAUAAAUCUUUUUAGAUUACACGAAAAUACAAAACAAACAAAAAAUACAGAAUAACGUGCAGAAACAGAACUAAUCACAAAAAUAAUCUCAUAAAACUGUUCCUAAUGUAAUGAAAUGUAGUUCAACUCGCAAUGGAACAUCUUCUUUGGUGCUUGCAAUAAAGAUGUCUCUAGAUCGAUGCCGAGGUCUAGCCCACUUAGCUCACUCCACUAUUCUCUCCAAAAAAAUUUCGAAAACUGUAAAACCAUUAUCACUUAUUAGCACACGCCAAUCGAAAACCAUAAACAAUCCCACAUAAAGAUAAUAGAAUUCGUCAUCGUUCAACCA